[Candida] anglica is the source of this 1110-nucleotide messenger RNA. NCBI's taxonomy places the organism in Eukaryota, Fungi, Ascomycota, Pichiomycetes, Serinales, Debaryomycetaceae. The record is from the annotation of a GenBank genome assembly.
AUGUUAGGUCUACUACAUCUCUUUUUAGUAUCCCUAACGAUACUUGUGCGGCGCAGUGUAGGGACAACUGAACAUCAAAUAAUCCUACCACUUGAUUUCAAGUCAUAUAUCGAAUCACAGAAACUUCCACUAAUUCUCAAUCGAGAUCUGCCCACCAAAGAUGAAUUGGAAAAUGCCACAUUUGUAGUGCUAUGUCGCAAUGAGGAUCUAUAUGAUUUAUUAGAAACCAUUCAAUCUAUACAAGACAGAUUUAAUAGUAAAUAUCUGUAUGAUUGGGUAUUUCUUAAUGAUGUACCUUUUACCAGUCAUUUUAUAUACUCUGUUGCAAAUUUCAUUACCAAUAGUACCCUUAAAUUUGGACAAAUAGACCCCCAUGAAUGGGACAUCCCUUCAUGGAUCAAUCAAACGUACAUGCAUCAAUUAUGGGAUGAAAAUUAUCAAGAUACUCCCUAUGGAACCAGUGAAUCUUAUCGAUUAAUGUGUAGAUAUUUCCUGGGAUUUUUACAUAAUCAUCCAUUAAUUCAACCAUAUCAAUAUUAUUGGAGAAUCGAACCUGGGGUGAAAUACUAUUGUGAUAUAGAUUAUGAUGUCUUCCGUCACAUGAGGGAAAAUGAUCUUUUAUAUGGAUUUACCAUCUCCAUGUUUGAAUAUAGAGAUACCAUCCCCAGUCUAUGGUCUCAUUUCAAACAAUUUAUGCAAAAUACAAACAGAGAAUAUGGGGAUUUAAUUAGAUUUGUAAUGAAUGAUGAUGAUGAAAAUUCAUAUAAUUUAUGUCAUUUCUGGUCAAAUUCUGAAAUUGCAAAUCUUGAUAUUUUUAGAGGAAGAGUAUAUAAGGAGUAUUUUGAAUAUUUAGAUCAGACUGGUGGGUUUUUCUAUGAACGUUGGGGUGAUGCACCGGUGCAUAGCUUAUUCGUACUGAGUUUUCUUGAACCAGAGGAUGUAUGGUGGUUUGGAGAUAUGGGAUAUUAUCAUGGUCCAUAUUUGCAAUGUCCUCAAGAUUCAAAAAUAUUUGAGCUUGGUAAAUGUUCUUGUAAUCCAACUAAAGAUUUUCUGUUUGGAUAUUACAGUUGUACUGAACAUUUCCUAAAGAUUAGAAAUCAUUUUAAAUAA